Brachypodium distachyon (stiff brome) is the source of this 2006-nucleotide messenger RNA. RefSeq names its product probable dolichyl pyrophosphate Glc1Man9GlcNAc2 alpha-1,3-glucosyltransferase. Gene Ontology annotation, cellular component: endoplasmic reticulum membrane. The record is from RefSeq and is a predicted model, not a curated record. NCBI's taxonomy places the organism in Eukaryota, Viridiplantae, Streptophyta, Magnoliopsida, Poales, Poaceae. Gene Ontology annotation, molecular function: dolichyl pyrophosphate Glc1Man9GlcNAc2 alpha-1,3-glucosyltransferase activity. Bases 92 to 1636 code for a protein of 514 amino acids. Gene Ontology annotation, biological process: protein N-linked glycosylation. The transcript is spliced from 4 exons.
UAGAGACACCGUAGAUCAAGGCCGGAACGAGCCCACAACGCUUCAGCGGGCCGUUCCGGAUCCCCAGAUCCCCAACCGAGCCGCCGCCCUCAUGGCCGCCGCCGCCGCCUCGCCGUCGACGGCGACGGUGUGGGCCUUCGCCGCCGCCACCUGCGUCAAGCUUCUGCUCGUCCCCACCUACCGCUCAACCGAUUUCGACGUCCACCGCUACUGGCUCGCGCUCACCCACGCCCUCCCCGCCCGGCAGUGGUACGUCGACGCCUCUUCAGAAUGGACGCUAGACUACCCGCCCUUCUUCGCCUACUUCUCCCGCCUCCUGUCUCUCGCGGCGCCCCUCGUCGACGCCUCCCUCGUCUCCCUCCCCGUGCCCGCCGCGCCGCACUCCUCACCCUACCUUCUCUACCUCCGCCUCACCGUCGCCUUCUCCGACCUCCUCCUCCUCGCGUCCGUCCUCCUCCUGGCGGUGGAUGCUCGCCGGAGGCAGCGGCCGUUCCUUGCUCUCGUGCUCGUCCUGUGGUCGCCGGCCUUGCUCGCCGUGGACCACGUUCACUUCCAGUACAACGGGUUCCUGAUGGGGCUGCUGUUGCUUUCGCUGCACUUCCUUGAACAGGGUAAGGAUCUUGCCGGGGGAGUUGCGUUUGCUGCACUACUGUGCUCGAAGCACCUGUUCCUUGUGGCUGCACCGGUGUACUUCGUGUAUUUGUUCCGGCAUUAUUGUUGUGGCCGGGGUGUGGUGAGGGGCCUGGGAAGGUUGGUUCUCAUGGGUGCUGGAGUGGUUGCUAUUUUUGCCAUGGCAUUUGCGCCUUUCAUGUACUAUGGGCAGAUGCAACAACUCUUUAGCCGAUUGUUUCCUUUUGGUCGAGGCCUAUUCCAUGCUUACUGGGCCCCAAACUUUUGGGUAUUUUAUAUAAUACUUGACAAGAUCCUUGCAUAUGUUCUUAGAAGACUAGGAUUCAAUAUUGAGAUACCUGAAGCAUCGUUUACUAGGGGGCUUGUUGGUGAUUCAUCUCCUUUUGCAGUUCUUCCCAAGGUCACCCCAAUAACUACAUUUUUAUUGGUGAUACUUGCUAUGACUCCUUGUCUUGUGAAAGCGUUCUCUAACCCCCAACCAAAACACAUAAUUAGAUGGGUGUCAUAUGCUUGUUCAUGUGGAUUUAUGUUUGGAUGGCAUGUACAUGAGAAGGCAUCACUUCAUUUUACUAUACCACUUGCGCUAAUUGCCAUGGAUAGCUUGGAUGAUGUCAGACAUUAUUUUUUGUUGUCAAUAGUAUCAUGCUACUCUCUGUUCCCAUUGCUGUUUGAGAACCAAGAAUACCCGAUAAAGGUGCUGCUACUGUUGACCUACAGUACUCUCAUGUGGGUAGGUUUUUCAUCCCAUUUAUCUGCAAACUCUGCUCGUGAAGAGAAGAAAGCAAAUGCAUCAGGAAUCAUAGUGAAGCAAAAAUUCACUGGAUGGAUCAGUUUGUGGUAUCUUUCAGGAGUGUUUGCAAUAGAAUUAUGGUCUCAAGUAUUUCAUAACUAUGUAUUUGGCGAUAGGCUUCCUUUCCUACCUCUCAUGAUGGUUUCAGUCUACUGUGGCGUUGGAAUGAUGUACUCAUGGAUGUGGCAACUAUUGUGGAUUGUCAGACACACUUAAUAUGAUCUUCAGUAAUCAAUCUGAUCAUUCUUUCUUGCCCUUUACUGGUUGAGACCAAUCUUGGUAACUCACCCCACUUGGCUGUGUCGUGGAAUGAACUUCAAAACUGCGAGCUGCACUCUUAUAUGGUUGAUACAUUCAGUUUUUCAGCGGUGCGGAAUUUUGGGGAUGUAUUCUUGUAAUGUUGUACAGUAAUUGUUUUAUUUCUUUUUACAAUGGAGCUGCUUCUAUCUGCCCAUUUUUCAUGGGUUGAGUUUUUUGACUGACAGUUUGUAUAACCUGAUGUGUUGAGUGUGUGGUAAGCUGUUUUCCACUUUUACAGUACAGAACAACAUAUCAUAUACUAUACAUCUGUAUUUUGCAUUCGCAA